AUGAAAAGUGGUAUCAGGUGUCUACAAGAGUGUCAAUGUGGCACAUGCUCUUAUAUCAAUAUGGAAAAACCGGAAGAGUGUGUUUGCUGCAUUGAGCUUGAGAGGGUGAGAGAGAAGAAUGAGGGUCAAGCUGGGGAUUGUAUAACACAGCACCCAGCUUUCCAAACAGUCUGUCUGGACCCAGAUAUACUUGAUGUAGCCUACAGCCACUACAAGCAGCAUUAUGGGCCGAUGGACAAAUCCCAAAAUGAACGCCGCAGAUAUACAGCCUAUCGUCAGUUUGUGCGCUGGAUAUGGGACUUCCUUGGUAAAUACAUCAGAGUACCGCUACCUGCAUGUGUUGUCACACAAGUAAGAAAGAGAUGUCCUUCACCAGAAUUUACAGGUUUCCUGGAUGUGGAGUCUGCUCCUUAA
Molecule: messenger RNA, 414 nt
Organism: Lottia gigantea (owl limpet)
Lineage: Eukaryota; Metazoa; Mollusca; Gastropoda; Lottiidae
Exons: 3
Coding region: 1-414 (137 amino acids)
Source: RefSeq, a predicted model, not a curated record